CCAUCAAAACCAUUAUUCAUAUUUAGUUUCUUAUAUAGUUCUGAAUCUUCUCUCUGUGUACAUCAACUCUGACUCACAUAAAUAUGAAGUCCCUGAAGGCACUAUUCCUUCUGGCCUUACUGGUGGCAGCUUUGGCCAUUGCUGUUUCACAAGAAUCAAGCUCUCUUGAAGGGCCAAAUCAUCGGCUCCUUCGCGAGAGACAACACCAGCACCACCACCACAAGGCGAUGACUUGUGAUAAAUAUCCGAGGAUUUGCCGGGCGCCGGGGAGCAAUGGGCCGGACUGCUGCAAGAAGAAGUGUGUGAAUGUGUCAAGAGACAGAAACAACUGUGGCAAGUGUGGUAGGAAGUGCAAGUACUCGCAGAUAUGUUGCAGAGGCAAGUGUGUGAACCCUAUGGUCAGCAACAACCACUGUGGAACAUGUGGCAACAAGUGCAACAAUGGAGAUUCUUGCAACUACGGAAUAUGCAGCUACGCUUAAAUUCAUCAUAGAACUAACAAUAUAUAAUUUCAUUGUAAUUCUUUUAAAGAUGGUUUCAGUAUCAGUUGAUUUCUUGGUAAGAAUAUGAGAAAAUUUAAUUUGUGAGUGCUAGUGUUGUUGUCAUAGGUUCCAGUUGUCAAGUUAAUCAGUCAAUAUAAAUUUAUUAGCUUAUUAAUUAUGAGUAAUAAAAGAGCAAGUGCUCAUCACAUGAGCUUUGCGAGUGAAUGUAUUAUAUAUUAUUAUUUUAAUUACAUUGGCUUUACUGGAA
Prosopis cineraria is the source of this 750-nucleotide messenger RNA. RefSeq names its product stigma-specific STIG1-like protein 1. The record is from RefSeq and is a predicted model, not a curated record. The coding region runs from base 84 to 482 and encodes 132 amino acids. Lineage: Eukaryota; Viridiplantae; Streptophyta; Magnoliopsida; Fabales; Fabaceae. The transcript has a single exon.